Plasmodium coatneyi is the source of this 309-nucleotide messenger RNA. Its product is annotated as Ribosome associated membrane protein. Bases 1 to 309 code for a protein of 102 amino acids. The record is from RefSeq and is a predicted model, not a curated record. The transcript has 3 exons. Gene Ontology annotation, cellular component: endoplasmic reticulum. NCBI's taxonomy places the organism in Eukaryota, Apicomplexa, Aconoidasida, Haemosporida, Plasmodiidae. Gene Ontology annotation, biological process: endoplasmic reticulum unfolded protein response.
AUGGAUAACCUCCAAGACAUCGUGAAAAAUCUUAAGGAGAAACCCCUUUACAAAUCGUUCAAAAAGGUCCAUAAGAAGUACAAGUCACGUUUUUUAGGCAAGAUGGCGAGUAACAGAAAAAUAAGCCAAAAGGUUGAGGCCUUUGAUAACAACAUAACGCAGCGAGGCAACGUGCCGCCCUCCUUGGUCAAGAAGGGAAAGAAACAUCCUGUGGGACCCAUACUUCUCGUAAUUUUCAUUUUUGUCGUUAUUGGAUCGGUUUUUAUCCAAAUGUUGAGUAUGAUACAGAAGUCGAAAACGUUUGACUGA